Molecule: messenger RNA, 855 nt
Organism: Mugil cephalus (flathead mullet)
Lineage: Eukaryota; Metazoa; Chordata; Actinopteri; Mugiliformes; Mugilidae
Gene: agr2
Product: anterior gradient 2
Exons: 8
Coding region: 141-641 (166 amino acids)
Cellular component (GO): endoplasmic reticulum
Source: RefSeq, a predicted model, not a curated record
GGAGGAGGGGUGAAGUGGGCGGUCUCUGAGGGAACAGGUGUUUAAAGAGAGGACAGGUGAGCUCCAAGGCAGCCACAGCAGGUCUCGGAGCGGUGGUCCAUCUACAUUCUCACCUGUCCAGUCAUUAACAGCCUAUAAAGAUGAUCAAAGCAGUCUUGUCUAUGCUCUUGGUCCUGGUGGUCGUGUCCUCCACCUUCGCCAAAUACAUCCCGAAGAGUGGAAAGAGGGUCCCCCAGACUUUGUCAAGAGGGUGGGGUGAUCAGCUGAUUUGGGCACAAACCUAUGAAGAGGGUCUGUACUGGUCCAGGUCAAGGAACAAGCCACUGAUGGUCAUCUUUCACCUCCCAGACUGCCCACACAGCCAGGCCCUCAAGAAGGUGUUUUCUGAAGACAACGAGAUCCAGAAAAGCCUUGAUGAAGAGUUCAUUGUCCUUAAUCUGAUGUAUGAAACCACAGACAAGCAUCUCUCUCCUGAUGGGCAGUAUGUUCCCAGGAUCCUUUUUGUCGAUCCCACAAUGACAGUGAGAGCUGACAUCACUGGUCGCUACGCCAACCGCAUGUAUGCCUAUGAACCAAGUGACAUCAAACUCUUGACUACCAACAUGGCCAAGGCUAAGAAGCUCCUCAAGUCUGAACUGUGAGCACCAAGACCUGACUAUGAUCUACACUCUCCUGUCACCACAGGUGUCGAUAACGUGCUGUCAUUACAGUUUACACUUGUAAAAAUAAGCACUGGAAUGUUUCUUCUCUUCCCCUUCCCAAGUUUACUCCCCGGAUUCCUUUCCUGAUCCUUGUCUUUGUUCUUAUUGUUCCCGAGUGUCUUUUGAAUAAAUAUCAAAUUGUUCAUACACAUCA